CAUAACUUCCCUCUCCAUCUGUGCCUACUCCCAAGACAAAACCACAAAACUAGGGUUUCGAGCUUAACCGUUAACCAAACCAAAGCCACUUCAGAAUUCAAAUUCCAUCUCAAUUUCAACCAAUUCGAUCUGCCAACACUUUCAAAACCACCAAUCAUGAACACCCACAUCGCCGUCGAAUCGAUCAGCGCCCCAAAACCACCUGAAAACGACUACCAACUCAUGCUGAGAGAAUCAAUCGAUCACUUCUUAGCGGAAUACAAAAAGGGUUGUACAAAUUUCUCUGGGUUCGUCUCGAUUUUCUCUCGAUUGGUUCAGAAGAUGAACGAUCCUCCACUCGAGAUCACCUGGUUCUACUCGGCAGUGACAUUUCACAGCUCUGUCAAGCCAAUUCUCGAAAACCCUUCGAAGAAAGUAGUGAUAGCUGUGAAGGACUUGUUUCAAUUGUUGGUCUCGUGUUCGAGUCCGUGUAACAAUGGGUUAAAAAGGGUUGCUUUACUCGCCCCGGUCGUGUACGAGUUGUAUUGUAUUGUGUUUGGCUGUUUUGAUGGGGAUUUGUGCUUGAAGAGAGAGAUUGAGGGCGUAGUAGAAGAGAUUGUUUGCUACAUUAUCAUAUGCUGCUCAAAGUAUUCGGAGGAAUGGGAAAAUGGGUUGGAUAAUUUGACCGAUGGUUUUGUGGAUUUGGUUCGGGUUUGGACUGUUGAUAGAGUUAGGGAGGACUGUGAAUUUGGGGAUGAUUUGAGGGUGUUCCUUCCACUUGUUAGCGGUGAGGUUUGUAGUGGGGUUAAUGUACGGUGUAGAGCUGGCUACUUGGCUGGGGUUGUUAUGGUUGAGGUUUUUUUGCUGAGGUUGUGUUUGAAGUUCGGUUCUAGUGUUUUAAGAGAAGAGUUGCAGAAGGAUAUGCAAAAUUGGGCUGUUCAAACUAUAACAGGGUUUCAGAAUUGCUGCUUUUUUGAUAUUCUUCUCAGAAUGCUUUUGGAGCCAAGUUUGCCUGUCACCACCUUAUUGAGUAUUGAGGAUGAAGUUCUUCUUCGAGAAGUGUUGUACGAUGUUGUGAUAUUGGUAGAGUAUUCAUUUCUGAAAUCUCAAAUGUGGACUCAGUUACCUGGUGACUACUUUACAAAAUUUGCUGUGACAUGGUUGUUAGUUGCAGACAAUGCUGUACAGUUUGCUAGGGGAAUUUGUGACCAUACCAGAGCCAUUUCGUACAUAGACGCCUUCUCCAAUUCUUGCUUACCGAAUCAAUUAAUUAAGUGGUUCACUAAUCAGACCAGACUGGUGGAAAAAAUUAGUAGUCCAAAUGUUUCCACUCCCAAAGCUCUUAUCAGGUGGUUACUAGGCCUUGAAGAUCAAGGGGUUAGAGUCUUUGAUCAUGACAUUUUGAGACAACAUGCUAAAGCAAUAGUUUGCAAAUCAAAAAUAGCCCAUGAGAUGUCAGAAUCCAAACCCGACUGCGGAAACCUAACUGGUAGCAUCUUCUUUUGCAUUGAAGAUAAUCGGAGAGGACAAAAUAAAGCUGAUGAGGAUCAAGAGAUGGUUGAUUGGUUGGACGAUACAUUUGUUCCCACUGAUUACAUGGGACAUUCACCGGCAUCUGAGAGGAGAAGAAAACGCAAAGAUGGAAGACCAGAUGAAGGGGAAACACGGUUUAAGCUUGCCAAGUUUAAUUAUGAUGAAAACUUUGUCGGAGAGAUGUGUUUGCCUCGUUGUGAUGAUAAUUUGAAUGGUGGGAAUGAGGUUGAAAUCCAGUCUAUGGUUUAAGUAGUGGGAAUGAAGCAGAAAAUUUUGGUAACGAGGAUAUGGAAGCUAUGAAGACACGGUAACAAUGGUUGAUUGCAGUUUUGGAUCCACACCAUUUUGCACUGGUUGAUAGUGAUGAUAUGUUGUGAUUGCAGGCUGUUUCUGGUUUUGAGGGUUGUGUAUUUUCCCUCUGGUUGAGGACUAGGAAAAUGUGAAUUUGAAGUAACUUGUUUUGUUCAUGGUAGGAAUAUGUUUGGAGAGAAGCAUAUGAACUAGAAAAUGUAUACUUGAAGUUGAUGAUCUAUUUCUAUUUCUAUUACAACUACCUAUUUGUCUA
Molecule: messenger RNA, 2077 nt
Organism: Camellia sinensis
Lineage: Eukaryota; Viridiplantae; Streptophyta; Magnoliopsida; Ericales; Theaceae
Product: SNF2 domain protein
Source: RefSeq, a predicted model, not a curated record